This is a messenger RNA of Drosophila rhopaloa, 2685 nucleotides long. RefSeq names its product zinc finger protein 271 (gene Clamp). Gene Ontology annotation, molecular function: RNA polymerase II cis-regulatory region sequence-specific DNA binding; DNA-binding transcription factor activity. Gene Ontology annotation, cellular component: nucleus. NCBI's taxonomy places the organism in Eukaryota, Metazoa, Arthropoda, Insecta, Diptera, Drosophilidae. The transcript has 7 exons. The record is from RefSeq and is a predicted model, not a curated record. The coding region runs from base 282 to 1979 and encodes 565 amino acids. Gene Ontology annotation, biological process: regulation of transcription by RNA polymerase II.
CUCGACUGCUCUCUCUCGGCGUUGUUCUCUUUCCGUCUCUCUUCAGCUAGCGUAAGAAGGAACGGGCUAAUGUUAUAGUGCUGGAAUUUGUUAGAGAAAGAAAAAACAAUAAUAAAUAGUUUGCUUUCAUUCCAAACAAAACAGAAGUGCACAUAUAAACACGUUGGCAAAGAAUAUUCAAUAUUUCAAAGUAACGCAAAAAUUGUUGCCUGGGCGUUGUAAGACGCAGCCAACAACUAUUUUUUUGUGCCCUGGUUGCGUAAAAGUGGCUUGCAGGCACGAUGGAAGACCUCACCAAAAACAUUAUCUUCACAAAUGCUAUUAAUGGGCAACCUGCCACAAUUCAGUACCAGACGGCAGAUGGCACCAUCCUUAAACAGCCUAAAAUUGAGGGUCAAAAGGCGGAGCAGCAACCGACCUUCUACUACACGACAAAUGGUAAUGGCGGCACCGUCAAUCUUGCCCAGUUGGCCACCACAGAUGACAACAAGACGUGCUACAUAGCUCAGCCAGUGGGCGGCUACAACUACGCCCUGGUAAAUGGGAUGCCGCUCAACCAGGGCGCAGCGCUUGGCAUCGCCACUGUAGACGCUCAAGGCCGCAUCCAGAUCGUCAAUCAGAACAAGCCUAUUGCAGCAAACACCAUAUCCAACAUCAGCUUCAAAUGUGAUGUUUGCUCGGAUAUGUUCCCCCACCUAGCGCUGCUCAACUCCCACAAGCGUAUGCAUACAGAUGGGGAGCAACAGCAGCAACAUCAGCACAACACCCAGCAGGGGGCCAGCGAUUCAAUAGCCGUCGUCAGCGCCCAGGGCUUGGUGCAAGCGCAGAACAUCAUUGGCAAUGGCCAGAUGGGGCAGAUACAGAUAGUGUCGUCGGACGCUUUGGAGCCGGUGCAACAAUCUGUAAUGCAACAGCACGACUCCAAAGCAAAUAAGUGCAUUAAUUGCGGUAGCCCCAUACUGCAGCAGUCCAAACGCAAAGGUCCAAAGCAGGUGCGUUGUGAGUCCUGCAUGCAGGCAGAACAGACGGCGCAGCAACAACAGCAGCUUUUCGUGGCGCAGGAAGGUCAAAUGGCACAUCCCGUCCAGAUCAUAUCAACCACCCCUCAGGCCCAGGCACAACUGCAGCAAAUUGUAGCCGCGCAGACAGGCGACACGACUCCCAAGCGGGAGACCAGCAGUGGGCCUGUCCAUCACCCAGUGAAAAAACGAAAUUCCCAGCAGAUGACCAAGUGCCAGAAGUGCAAUGGCUCUGGAGUGGUGCUGGUAGGGCAGCACUCUCACGCCGGACAAAGUGGUGGGGGCGGAACGGUAAAGCAAUCGGUCACUGUCAAAACGGAGUGUUCGUCCUGCAGGAAUCCGUCGAAACCCUUUAGUUGCAAUAUAUGUGGUGGCCUUUUCUCACGUUACUCAAGUCUGUGGUCACACAAAAAGCUCCACAGCGGCGAAAAAAACUACAAGUGCAGCAUCUGUGGACUGGCCUUCGCCAAGGCCGUUUAUUUAAAAAAUCACGCGCGCAUCCACACGGGCGAAAAGCCUUAUAAAUGUCAAACCUGCGGUAUGCAGUUCUCACAGUCGCCACACUUAAAGAACCACGAACGCACGCACAGCGGCGAACGUCCCUACGUGUGCGGGGUGUGCGACAAAGGAUUUGCUCGCCACGCUACACUUUGGAAUCAUAGGCGCAUCCACACGGGCGAGAAGCCGUACAAGUGUGAAAUUUGCGGGUCUGCCUUCUCUCAGGCGGCCCACCUAAAGAACCAUGCCAAGGUCCACUCAGGGGAGAAGCCCUACAAGUGCGAGAUCUGUUCUGCGGCGUUUGCUGAUCGAUUCGCGCUUAAACGCCACCGCGGUAUACACCAAAAGUACGGACAAACGGCGCCUCGUCAGACCAGUAGUGAUGGAAUAAUUGUGCACAAGCAAGAGAUCCCCGACAUGGAUGACGAAGCCCAACAGGAGGUGAUCAUCGGUGGGUUAUAGAUAAGACCAACUGGUGCAAAUGCCAAGGCGAUGAGCAACCUAGCGAAGCCGGCAAAGCACAGUCUGCUUUCGCACUAUCAGACAGGAGCAUACUCUGCUCAGCAAUUUCCUGAAGGAUACUAUUACCAGUUGCCUUCACAAGCCCAAGAUCCAUCAAGGAACACUCUUUUUUCUCCUCAGAGACAUUGAGGGUUGGACCAACGAACCUCCAUCAAUAGUACUAAAAACUAGGCAUGGCACUUUCUCCAGCUUUUCUGUAGGCUUUGUGAAACACGCGGCGAGACCCAAAAACGCUUUUUACGUUAAAAAAAACUAAUGAACAUAAUUUAUUUGGUAGCUUGUAAAAUAUAUUUAACCUUACCUUAAAUAAUAAAGACAUAUAUAUGUACUAAUAUAUGUAUAUGUCAUAGUAUUUUUAAGUGUUAUAGGCUAUUUCAUUAUACGAAACGUAAAUGUAAUUAAAUGGAUUUAUAAGAGGAACGGGAUGUUGCCGAGGCUAGCUAAUCCGGAAGGCAAAUACGUAAGAAUCUACGAAGGGAAGAACAUACAUACAAAUGUAUAUAUAUGCAACAAUGAGUUUAAAUACCAUUUUAGAAGUAAGCCAAAAACCUAUUCAUAUAAAAUGUAUUUAUAUUUAAGUAAGUAUUUAAUAAUACAAAUCAAAUAGAUACUUGAAUAAAAUACAAAUUUGUACUAACCCACAUUA